CGCAGAAGACAAUUUGACCAACAAUCUCCGUCGCCAUUCAUUGCUUCUUUCAGUUCCUGUCCACGUGUUUCCACAUUGGUUUGAUUUGUUGCUAGGAGACAAGUUGAAGCCUCUGUUUACUGUGCACAAAUCCCAGGCCCUCAGAAGGCCAAUAUCUCCAGAGAUUUGAAUUUACAAAGAAGAAGAAAAAAAAAACUUAAUUUUGUGAGAGAAAACAUGCAGAAAGAUGUCGGAUAUAUAUGCGUGACUACAGAGCUUCAAAUUAAAGAAUAAUUACAGAUGGAUAGAAAUCUUAAGUUACUAAGUCAACGUGAAGAAUUGCAGCUAAAAAAGGAGGUUGAGCGCUUAUGCAAGCAGUCUCAGAAGGAUUUUCUUCAUUACACGCAGCAGAUCAGCAGUUCUUCCAGAAAAAGGACUUCUCCAACAGUGAUGGUAGAAUCUGUUCCAGUUCAGUCACCUCAGACGGACUCUUUCAAGAGAACCCGUAACUAUGCCAAUGCCAGUAAAAAAAAGAACACAUUGGUUUCUAAAAACUUUGUUGACUCUCCUGAGGUGCAAAAAGAUAUUUUAAACUCAUCACCCACCUUUCUGCUGGGAGAUCCAAAGCCAGAAAGAUUUCUGAACCAAGUUAAGGACCUUAAGGCGAUGAUUAAAGGGGUAGCUGCAUGUUAUCAAGAAGAUAAGGGUCAUGAAAACUAUAAAAAACAAAAGAAACUUUGUGAAGACGAGGGCUUGUUAAAUAGUGGAACAUCAGAACAUGCAGAUAAAGCAGCCCGUAAACCUGUAAUAGCACUAAUAGAUGGAACCACUAAAGCAGUUACAAUUUCCAAACGGCCUCAACCACCUCAGAGACCAAAAUAUAAGCCUGUCGUUUGGACCAGAGCACGUAUAUUGAAAUCACCUUUCAUAGAGGAAGUGGAGAAACCCAUAUCAAUAAACAAGCCGAAAACCAGUAAAGUUAGAAUGCAGUCCACAAAUAGCCAGAAAUCGCUGAAGACAGAAAGCAGCAGCAAUGACAGUGAUCAUAGUGAUGAUUCUCUUUCGGAAGACUCUGAGGAUAGUGCGAGUCCAGAUGACUCUGGGAAAGAGAAAAAUAAAAGGAUGAAAAAGCAAAAAAAGUUCAAGACUGAAAGGCCGAUUUCUGUAGUGCCUGAUGAAGUAACAGUUGUGGAACCCGGAAUUCCUGGAAGCAGAAAAAGCAGUGUGGGUUCCAGUCACAGUCAAAGUGUGAGGUCCACUUCACAACUGCUGGAAGAGGCUAAGGACAUAGCAAGAACAGGAGCAUCAAUAAUAAACAAGCAAAAUAUCCAGCACAGAAAGCCAAAAGAAGACACUGCAAAGUUACCAGUUAGGGAGAGUGGAAGGACGACUGAUGAAGUUAUUGCAUCUCUGCAGUCUGGGAGCCACACAGACUCACUGUCAACUUCAGACCAGAUGGUCAAAGAGCUCACGGAGAAAGUGCUUGGCCACAGUAGUAAAUGUGAGGGGGGUGAAAGUGAAGCAUGGGCAUUGGAAGCUCCAGGAAACCAACACAUUCCCACAGAGGGAUCAGCAUUAUCAGCUGAACCCCAACCUUUGUCUCCAGAUCAGACUUCCAGGAUGUUUACAGAAAUACAGGCUGAACAGCAAGUCUCUGUAAAAGAUGUUGAAGAAACAGAGAAUGGUUCCGUUGACCUUACAUCGAUGAUCAGGAGCAAAGAUACACCAUUUUCCUUAGAUCUUUCCUUUCCCUGUGAACAGGAUUCCUCAGAGAUUGAUGAUUUAAUCAAGAUUUCACAACUUCCUAAACAGGUGACAUAUUCUGAUAUAAUUCAAGUCAAAGGAGUCCCAAUCACAAUGAAAAAAAAGCAAAUUCUAUCAGAGAGAAAGAAAUCAGAGCAGCAAGUUUCUUUCCUGGCAACGUGGACCCCAACAAACAACAAAUCUCAAAAGUACAAAACAAUCCAUCACCUGUGUACUAUUUCAUCUACUCACAUCCUGACCCAGGAUUUACAGCGAGCAUCAGGCUUAUAUCUCAUGCCCAACAUAACACCUGCUGCAGAUCAGGUCCACCAAGUGGCAGCAUUGAGUCACUAUGAGGCUACUGAAAAAAACAGAAUUCUACAAGGAGCCCCCCUUUUAGAUAUAUAUCAAAGAGAAAAAGAAUAUGGUGUUAGGAUUCUGCAAGCACAUUCCAAAGACAGUUUGACUGAAUGGCAACAGAUAGCAGAGUAUUAUGUGGAGAGACCUAGAAUGCAACUUUUGGGGAAACAGGCUGCCAAGUACAUGAAUGCUUCAAGAAUGUUUUGGAAACCAGCGCCUCCGAAAUUUACAUUUGCGCCAUCAUUUGUGCAAGACAAAAUAUUUCCCAAUUACCAGGAAACUAAGCACAGUGUGGAAGGCGAAGAACUGUACUGUGGCCUGCAAGACCUGAAUGAGUCAGAAUACGUUGAUUUGGAUGCAGAACGUAGAGCUAUAAUGCUAAAAGUUUUAUCAAGAAAACACAAAUCUACGUUCGAACUAAGGUCGACAGAAGAUCUUUCUCUGCAGAUGUUUACAGAGGCCAAUGUAAAGUCUUGUUUAAUUAGGAAAUCAAUAUCAGCUCCAAACCUGUCCACGGAGACCAAAACAGAAUUAAAGGUUCCUGCUGAUUUCAAAACCUUAUCAAAUGAGUUGGAACUUGCAAAGCUGCAACAGCUAUCUCGAUCAAAGCCUCAGGCAAAGAUAGAAGUCUCCUCUUCUUCAACUAAUCCCUUAAUGGAAACUCCUACCGCACAAUUUGCCAAACUUGAGGCUCCAGAUCAAAUCAAUAAAGACAGCCCUGUCCUGCAACCACAGAUCAAGGGCAAAAUGUCCAAUGUUGAGGCUGCACGGAACGCUGGUAUGAAAUACAUUAUACAUCCAAGAAAGAAGAAAACCACACAGGAAAAAAAAAAGCUUAGCCCCCAAAAGCUAGCUUUUGUACACGAUAAAUUUAAUCAACCUGCGAGGACGCUUACAAGAUGCAAGUCUUUGCUUCGGCUGCAUAGAACAAUUGAACCCUCUCUAAGAGUACCUGAAAAGAGCCGCCAUUAUCGAAGCUCAAGCCUCCCUUUGAUGCUGAACUUCGAAAGGUUUACUGAAGAUCAUGAUGGCAUCCCUGAGAAUGUCCAUGUCAGAGAGUGGGUGAGAGAUAUUUGGAACAGUUGGUUUGAUGAAGUCUUUCCCCCACCCGAAAAUGUAAAAGUUUCUGCUGCUAAAACAACAAAGCUACCUUAUACUGAGACAAAGAACAUAGUGGAAAAACCACAGCCAGAUGAGGAAAAGCCAGUGCCAGAUCAAAUAGAUCUCUCCCUUGCUUUUGGACCAUCAAUUAAUACUGCUGAUUUGCAGAAUGAAAUUGACAAGAUUACACAAUAUCUAGCUGAAGAGGGAAGUUCCAAUGCCUUUAAUUUCUGCAGACGAGGAGCUCUUUAUAAAAAGAUGGGUAAUCUUAAACUGGCUUUAGAAGAUCUGAACAAAAGCAUAAGCAUUGAGCCAGGUCUACUGGAUGCAUAUUGGCACAGGCAUUGUAUCUCUUUGCUGAAAGGAAAUCAAAAACAUGCCUUAGAUGACCUGCAUUUCAUAAUUAAACACAAUAAAAACCACGCAGAUGCCUACAUGUCAAAAGCAGAAAUUUACAGAAGCAAAGGAGAUAUUACCAUGUCAAUAGUAAAUUACACUCGGGCAAUUAAGGCUAGACCUGAAGAUGAUGAGGCCUAUUUCAGGAGGGCACAAAUGUUUGAAAAGAGCAAUGAAAAGUCAUUGGCAAUUGAUGAUUAUGCUAAGGCCAGUACUAUUAAUCCAAAAAGAACAGAUGCUUUGAUGAUUCAUGGCCUGCACUUCUUUAAGAAUUUAAAUUGGAGUGUAGCUAUUCAGGACUUCACAGCAGUAAUGAAACACGAACCUCUAAAUGCCAAAGCUAGGACUUACAGGGGAAGAGCAUAUGCUAAGCAAGGACAUUACCAGCAAGCAGUAGAAGAUUUAUCAGCAGCAGUCCAUUUGGAUCCCAACAACUGGAUAGCUUUUUACCACAGAGGUUGUUUACUGAGGAAAAGUCACGGUGAAAUCGCUUUGCGGGACCUAAGUGUUUCAGUUCUCAUCAAUGACGGCGUUGAUAACCUCAAUGCCUUUUUACACCGUGGAAUCCUCUAUACAGAACUAAACCAGUGGAUGCAAGCUAUCUGUGACUUUGAGCAUGUACUGAAACUUGACAGAUAUGUUGCUGUCGCUCACAUGAACCUAGGGCUUAUUUUUAUGCUAAAAAUGGAAAAUCAUUAUGAAGCUAUUCGCAGAUUUACUAGCGCCAUAAAGAUUGACCCUACCUGCAACAGAGCAUAUGUUUGUCGCGCCGAAGCUUAUAACAAGGUACACGAUUUACAAAGGGCACUGAAAGAUGUAACUCAAGCUAUCCAUCUACAACCUGAUACUCAGCAUUUAUACAUAAUGAGAGGAGAGUACUUGUGUAAGAUGAAGAAAUUUGAACUUGCAAGCUUCUGUAUCCAUUAUGCAGCUGAAAUGAAUAAAGCUCUAGGUUCUUCUCCGAUCCAGCAAGCUGCUGUCCAGUCUUUUCUAGGGAACAACACAAAAGCCAUCGAUUGCCUUGUUUCAGCCAUAAAAACCUGUUCCACACCACCUGUAAUCAUUCUUCUAGGAAAAACACAGAUGAAAGCCAAGAAAUACAAGGAAGCAGUGAAAAGCUUCAAAACAGCAUUGGAUCUGUUGAGUGCAAAGGAAGGCGUUAUAUCAACUGCACCCGAGGCUGCAGAAAUCUUUCAUUUAAUAGGCCUUUGCUACAUGAGACAAGUCAAUUUAUUACAGGCUUUGGAAGCUUUCACAAGUGCUGUGAAGAUAAAUCCUGAGCAUGCAGAUGCAUUCUACCAGCGUGGACUCUGUAAGAUGCGUCUUCAACAGGCCACAAGUGUCCAUGAUUUCAAUCGAGCACUUGCCGCCAACCCAAACCUCUUUCAAGUAUACCUAAGCCGUGCUGCUUUCUAUGGUGAAAAAUGUCGCUACUCAAAGGCUGUUCUUAACUGCAAUGAAGCUAUCAAAAUUCACCCGAAGAGUGUGAGAGCAUAUCUUUACAGAGGUGCUUUAAAGUUCUACAUGAAGGUAUAUAAGAAUGCGUUGGAAGACCUAACUACAGCUAUCAACCUUGACAACAUGUGCACUUUGGCGUAUUACAAUAGAGGAGUGUGCUAUCAGCAAACAGAGCAGUAUGAAAAAGCUUUAAAAGACUAUGGAAUUGUACUUCUUCUUGGAAGCAGACAGGAAGUUGAUCUUAAAGUGCUAAUUAAUCGUGGACUACUGUAUGCAAAGCUCAAUGACCAUCAUAAUGCACUGCUGGAUUUCAAGGCUGCCACCAUGAUAAACCCUGAAGACCCAGCAAUCUUCAAUGCCCUUGGGAUCUGCCAUCACAGACUUGGACAACUUGCCGUAGCAAUUGAUGCCUUUAACCAAGCAAUUAAACUAAAGCCAUUUUUCCUGGAUGCGUAUGUGGGACGUGGGAAUGUAUACAUGGAUUACGGCCACGAAGCAGCAAACAAACAAGCACAGAGAGAUUUCCUUACAGCACUGCACUUAAACCCUGCAUGUUCAAAAGCCAGAAUCAACCUUGGUUACAACUUCCAGGUUUUUGGAAACUUCAAGAAAGCCUGGAAUCAGUUUACAGUUGUAGCUGAUAUAGAUCCGACAUGCAGUACUGCUUAUGAGGGACGAUCUGUCAUCAACCUUCAAAUGGGCAACACAUUUGCUGCAUUUCAAGAUGUAAAUACAGCUUUGAAGCUUAACAAAGCCUCUGAUGAGCUGAUUACAAACCGUGGUGUCAUACAUCAGUUCAUGGGAGACCAUUCCAAUGCAAUGAAGGACUACAAGAGGGCAAUUACAAUUAACCCUCAUUAUGCGUUGGCUUAUUUCAAUGCUGCCAACAUCUACUUCUACAAUAGACAGUUUGAACAGGCCAGUGAGUACUAUACUAAGGCGUUUGACCUUGAUCCAAGUAACGAAUCCUCUGUUCUGAAUCGAGCAAUUACCCGGACUUUGCUUCGAAAUGUGCAAGGAGCUCUGGAGGAUUUUAAAGAAGCUUUGAAUCUCAGCCCAUUCUCUGCUCAAAUAUAUUUUAAUAGGGCAAACCUUUACAUAUCUCUAAAGCAGUACCAAUUGGCUGAGAAUGACCUCUCUCAAGCACUCCUGCUUCAGCCCCAUGAUGCACUGGUGUAUAAACUCAGAGCUGAUGUACGAGGUCAGCUUGGUUUAACAGAACAAGCUAUUUUGGAUUACAAGCAAGCAGUAGAACUUCAGGAAGCUACUCAAGCUCUAUAAAGCAUCCCCACUGAUGCACCUGUUUUCACUGUGUAGUGUAAGGAUACUUAAAAUAUUAUCACAAAAAGUUCUGAUGUUUAAUAAUUCAAGUAUAAAACAGAUUUGUAAAUAAGAUGAAAAACUUAAAUAUGUCAAUGUUUUACUGGAUAACAUUAAAUACAAAUAUGACAUUUUAAGGAUAGCAGUAUGUUUAUAAACUCAAAUUCUUGUCUGCUGUUAACAGUGUUGUUAGUAACCAAAGCUUCAUCUUCCUGUUUUAUAAUUUUUGGGGAAAUUCUUUAGGUUCUAGAUGAUCCUUUUAGAAUGAUGUUGUUUGUUCUUUAAUACUAUAUUUUCUAUGUAUAGUGACUGUUCGGAAUCAUUUUUAUUGUUGUAUUGUUAUUUGUGAGUAUGGACUUGUGGCAGGGUGAUUGCCCUGCACAGUGGUAAAUUAGUGUUGGUGUGAUUUAUGUGGGAAUGGGUUUAUUUUGUGUCAUUUUUGGAGUUGAUUUGUUUGAUUGAAUUAUUGUUUUACAGACGGGCGCUCGAUUGAGACGCUCGAUUGCUGCCUGCUAGGCUUGGUUGAGGGGAAGGGCAGCAGGUGAUUGGCUGGGCUGGACCUCAAUCAGCAGGUGGGUGGGUCUUGAUCGAGUGUCCGUCAGGUUAAAAACACGCGUGAAACGAGGAAGACCCUGUCACAGGACUAUUUAGGUCUCUAUUUGUAUUAGUGCUCGCACUAUUAAAAUGUACCUGUGCUUGUCCUGCGGGCACAAAGUGAAUAAACUGAACUAAAAGAA
Molecule: messenger RNA, 7094 nt
Organism: Acipenser ruthenus (sterlet)
Lineage: Eukaryota; Metazoa; Chordata; Actinopteri; Acipenseriformes; Acipenseridae
Exons: 32
Coding region: 280-6318 (2012 amino acids)
Molecular function (GO): protein binding
Source: RefSeq, a predicted model, not a curated record